AUGAUGGGGAUCUUUUUGGCAUAUGUUGGAAUUGUUUUCUUUUCCGUUUUAUACGUACAACAAGGGCUUUCUUCUCAAGCAAAAUUUACUGAGUUUCCGCGGAAUGUGACAGCGACAGAGGGGCAGAAUGUGGAGAUGUCCUGCGCUUUUCAGAGCGGCUCCGCCUCGGUGUACCUGGAGAUCCAAUGGUGGUUCCUGCGGGGACCCGAGGACCUGGAGCCUGGGUCUGAGGUGGCUGGAGCGCAGGUGGAGCUCUUACCAGACAGAGAGCCGGACAACGACGGGACCAAGAUCAGUACAGUGAAAGUUCAAGGCAAUGACAUCUCCCACAAACUUCAGAUUUCCAAAGUGAGGAAAAAGGACGAAGGUUUAUAUGAGUGCAGGGUGACUGAUGCCAAUUAUGGGGAGCUCCAAGAACACAAGGCCCAGGCCUACCUGAAAGUCAAUGCCAACAGUCAUGCACGGAGGAUGCAGGCCUUCGAAGCCUCACCUAUGUGGCUGCAAGAUAUGAAGCCCCGAAAGAACAUCUCAGCUGCAGUUCCCAGCAGCAUCCACAGCUCAGCCAACCAACGGACGCACUCCACCUCCAGCCCUCAAGCGGUAGCCAAAAUUCCUAAACAAAGUCCACAAUCAGCAAAGAGCAAAUCGCCUGUAAAAUCUACGGAGCGGACAGCAAAGUUGACCCUAAACUCCAAGCAUCAUUCCGCACCCUCUGUACUCUAA
Marmota flaviventris (yellow-bellied marmot) is the source of this 723-nucleotide messenger RNA. It is a transcript of the gene Vstm2a, whose product is annotated as V-set and transmembrane domain containing 2A. Gene Ontology annotation, cellular component: membrane. NCBI's taxonomy places the organism in Eukaryota, Metazoa, Chordata, Mammalia, Rodentia, Sciuridae. The record is from RefSeq and is a predicted model, not a curated record.